UGAACCUGUCUAGCAGCAGCGAUUCAUCCCCGGGUCACUGGGCGAGUUUGCGGAGCGCAAGCCUCACCGAGAACCUUCAUGUAGUGGAGUGAAGCUGAGGCAGCAGGAGGUGUGGGAGCCUGCGGCGCAGGAAGAGGAGCGUGAGGAGGAGGUCAGCGGGGCUCAGUUCCUCUGUGAGACGGUCAUCCUCUCCCUCACCUUGGAGGAGGCCCCCGAACACAGGCCGCUGCGCAGAGCCCCCCCACAGCAGCCCCAGCCGCAGGCUGUGUCCCGGAGUUUAAGCGUCUGCUUUGAGAGAGCCAUCGAGGCUGUGAGGGCGCACAAGGAGCUGGAAGAAAAGGAGGAGAGCAGAGCCGUUAGAGAGGAGAGUUCAGCUCCACCCGAGGAGGAAACAGAGCAAAUUGUUUUGCUGGGACCAGACGAUGACAAUCUGCUUGUCAGCUCACACCUCAACCCUAAAGACAAAGAGGUUGUUGGGGAUAAUAACCAUGAAGAGAAAGAGGAAGGUGGAGCCAGAGAAGACUGGGAUGAGGGGGGAGGACUCCGCAGGGGAAAUAAAGCCUGUGGCCCUGGCGGCUGCUGACACUCCUUCCCAUACUCAUCUCAUACAGCAUGACAUUGCAGAAGAAGCAAGCAAGUACGUUAGAGAACAAGAUUGCCGAACCCUCCUGUUCCAGCUGGGCGUCCCCAUGUGUGUUGCUGCACGUCUGUCUCUCAGGAAGUCAGGAUUGUUCCUUCAACCUCCAUCAAGCAGCUGGAGAGUCGUCCGGUCUUCUCCGCCUGCUGCUGGCUGCGUUGCUCUCCCAGUUUCCUGAAGAGACACCUCUGCUCCUUCAAAGAAGAAAUGUUUCAUUAAUCCCAAAGUCAGAAGAUGCGAAGAAACGUGUACAUCAGCAAUCUCGGUUGUUAGAUGUGCUUGAAGCCAGAAUACAGCAGCUCCAAUCUGACGUCAUUCUAGAUGUCCAACAUGCAAGGAUGCAGUUUGUUAAAGUUUCCUCUUAUGGAAGAGGAGUUUCAUCUGGUAGAGCUCAGAGAAGCUCACUUCAGGAGAAAACUGACAUUCCCAUAUCUGGACAGACUGUUCCCAAAGGAGCCUCCAAGUUUCAGCCAAGCCGCUGGAUGGAAAAAUUAACUCAGGAGAAGAAAAAUAAACAGCAGCUCCUCCAGCAAAAAAUGCGGAUAAGUGCCAAAGAGAAACCCUCAGCUAAGUCUAAAGGUGGCAAAGGCAGCUUAAUGGCGACUGGUACAACAUAUAAAUCUGUAUCAGUUACUAAAGCUGCUAAAAAGAGCAAAGGUGCCAUGAAAUUGUCAGAGAGAAUUCGUGCUGCAGUUUCCGAAACAUCUACAGCCGCUGUGUCAUCUGCAGGAAAAGCAGCUGUGUCACAAAAGGCAUCUAAACAGAAGCAACCUACCGACCUAGCUGAAGCCCAGGAGCUUCAGAGGAGCCUCGAUCAGCGAUUAGACCAAUGCACUUCUUCAGGUACCCCAGAAGGCCUGCAGGAGGACAGUGAAGGAAGUGCCUGUAGGGACAUGCAGCUUAGCAUCCGCUCUUACCUGGAGGCUUGCAUAUUUGUGGGGGACACUGAUCGGGCACAGCGUUUCCUGCUCAGUCAACACAGAGUUAGGAGUCGGCGUAAACUUCUCACCGCAGAGGUUUACAACAUCAUGAUGAGAGUGUGGGCCAAGAAGGGCAGUUUAAACCAGAUCGGCCGCAUCUUUAUUCUGUUAGAGGAAGCUGGUCUGAAACCAAAUCUGGGAUCUUACAGUGCUGCUCUCGAGUGCAUGGGCCGCAAUCCGAACUGCCUCCCAAAAGUUAUUUCAAGGUGUCUGAAGCAGAUGGAGGACGACGACCUGUCUGCAGACGACGUGUUUAGUUCGUGUGUGUUCCAUCAAGACGAGAGGGACAUGGUGCUGAAGGCCGUACGCGUGGUGAAGCCUGAGUACCAGCCCAUCCUCAACGUGGACACAAACCAGUGUUCUUUACCGCUGGUCCAGGACUACUACUCAAAGCGGGAAGAGCACACCUACCCCAAACUUGACUUUACCCAGGAGGAGCUUCAGGAGCGUUUUAAACGUCAGCUCAGCGUGGAGCAGGCUUGCACUGUGACCAUCGACUCUGUGGAGGCCGCCAAGCCCGUCACAGAAAACAUGAUCAAAAUGAGGAAGCUACUGGCAGAGCAGCGGGCACAAUGGAAGAAGAUCCUCCUCCCGGCCCUGAGGGAGAGCAAGAUGAUCCUGGCCACCACUAGCAAGAGGGACUACAGGCUUAACCUUUAUCCCUAUCUCUGUCUGCUGGAGGAUGGGGAGUACGUUGACAUUAUGAUACAGAGUGUUGCCAGCAUGCCUCCAAGUGGAGAGGCCCUGAAGUUUUUAGCGAGAGACCUGGGGAACAGAGUCUUCACCAAGUACUCGGUGCGACAGAAGUACCAGAAUGAAACGGUGAAAAAGAUUGAAAGCGUUUAUAAUGCUUACACAGACCUGCUGGCCAAAAACAAUAAGGUGUAUAAAAGCCUUCCCAGAGAGCAGUGGCAUAAACUGGAGACUGAGCAGAGUUCGGGACCCACGCUACAAGGAAGCAAGACAAGCUGGCCAUACACCGUGACUCUGGACCUGGGCAUUUUCAUGGUGGAUCUUAUGGUGAAGAACCUCAAAAUUAACAGCGACAUCCUGAACCCGGCCAACGACAGGAAGCUCAUCCCCAUCCUCUACCACAUGUACACCUUUCGCAGCACCCGCCAGGUCGGCUUCAUCAAGCCCCACCCCAUCCUGACUCAGAUGCAGCAGGAAGCCACGGAGACCACGCUGACCUUCGACUCCUUCGUGAUGCCGAUGCUGUGCCCGCCGGUGCCCUGGACCUCCGUCAAGUUUGGAGCUUACCUGCUAACACCGACCAAACUGAUGCGAGCGGUGGACGGGGCCACCCAGCACGAGCAGCUGCUGGAGAAAUGCCAGCAUCUUCAGCCAGUCUUUGACUCUCUCAACCAGUUAGGCAACUGUGCUUGGAGGAUUAAUAAGCCAGUCUUGGAUAUUAUUAUCUCAAUAUUUAAUGAUCGGGGCAGUGAUAAGCUGGACAUCCCUCCACCUAUGUCAGAAGCCCCCAAAAUACCGCACUUCAAUGCCCACGACCCCGCUUACACAGCGAGCGAGAAGGCCCACAUCAGAAGAGAGGUGAUCAAUGCCAAAAAGAAGUCCAGUGAGAUGCACAGCUUACGUAUGGACGCACUCUAUAAGAUCUCCAUCGCUCAUCACAUGCGGGAUGAGAUCUUCUGGUUCCCCCACAGCAUGGACUUCAGGGGACGAACCUACCCGUGUCCCCCAUACUUUAAUCACCUAGGAAGUGAUGUCACAAGGGCAAUGCUUGUGUUUGCGGAGGGGAAGCCCCUCGGCCCCAAGGGCCUGGACUGGCUCAAAAUCCAUUUAGUCAAUCUGACGGGGUUAAAGAAGAGGAGCUCGCUACAGGGACGGCUGGAGUACGCCGACACCAUUAUGGAGGACAUACUGGACUCUGCAGACAACCCUUUCAAUGGUAAGAAGUGGUGGACGGAUGCAGACGAGCCGUGGCAGACGCUGGCCUGCUGCAUGGAGAUAGCCAGAGCAACGAGGUCACCCGAUCCAGCACAAUUCAUCUCUCAAUUUCCUGUUCACCAGGACGGCUCCUGUAAUGGUCUCCAGCACUAUGCUGCUCUAGGCAGAGAUGUUAUCGGCGCCACGUCAGUCAACCUGAUGCCCUGCGACAUGCCCCAGGAUGUGUACAGUGGAGUUGCACAGCAGGUGGAGGAGUUGCGGGCUCGGGAUGCAGGGAAGGACCUGAAGAUCGCCCAGGCGCUGGCCGGCUUCAUCAGCAGGAAGGUGGUCAAACAGACGGUGAUGACCGUCGUGUACGGGGUCACGCGCUACGGAGGACGCCUGCAGAUAGAAAAAAGGCUGAAGGAGAUUGAUGAGUUUCCCAAGGAGCAUGUUUGGGAAGCAUCCCAUUACCUGGUACGUCUGGUGUUCAGUGGCUUAAAGGAGAUGUUUACGGGGACCAGAGAGAUUCAGGAUUGGCUGACAGAGAGCGCCAGGCUCAUCUCCAAGUCCGGACACUCUGUGGAGUGGGUAACACCCCUAGGUUUACCUAUCGUGCAGCCCUACCACCGCGCACGCAGCCAACUGCUGAAGAACAGCAUACAGCACUUAAACCUCCAGAUCAACCACGACACCAAAGAGAGACCAGACACAGUUAAACAGAAGAACGCAUUCCCGCCAAACUUCAUUCAUUCUCUGGACUCCACGCACAUGAUGCUGACUGCUCUCCACUGCUACAGUGCUGGCUUGACGUUUGUCUCCGUUCAUGACUGUUUCUGGACCCACGCCCUCACUGUGGACACCAUGAACAAGGUCUGCCGGGAACAGUUCGUCGCCCUGCACAGCCAGCCCCUCCUGAAGGAACUUUCCGAUUCCUUGCUGCAGAAAUAUUGCACCACUCUGCCGACUGAAGCCAAGAGCAAGAAGUAUCAGGAGUACAGGAGGCUGGCGGCGCUGCUGGCCAAAGUGCCUCAGACAGGUGAUUUUGAUCUCCAGCAGGUGAAAGAAUCCACAUACUUCUUCAGCUGAGAGGCUGAGAGUGGGAGCCAGCAGAUGGAGAUGAGUGGAAUUGACAGAGUGCAGCAGGGAGGCUGCGGGCCCCACAGUCCUCGCCGGCCUCCGUCUCCCACAGACACCAGGACAUUGAUCUGGCCGUGCCCUCCGGUCCGUGGACUGUCUGGAGCUGCUGGAGGCGUUCACACACAGUGAACCUGCCUUAUUAACUUAUUUGUUCUGUAAACUGAUGGCGUGGGUGGGAGACUCAUGCAGUCGAAGAAUGAGAGGUAAAGGACUGCACUGGGAUGUUGAGAUUUCAGUUACUGGAGAAAGUACCUCUUAUAACAGAUUAACUAUUUUCAGGUACAUGUAUAUAUGUGUCUGUCUGUGAGUGUGAGUGUGUGCGUGCGUGUGUGUGCAUGUGUAGUCCGUCCAUUGCUCAGAAACACUUCUGCUGCUCAGUCAGACUGUAAAUAAACUUUUUCUUAUAAACUGUAACUGCAACUGAUUAAUGGUGCAAGUGUGAUUGUGUGUGUGAUUGUGUGUGUGUGUGUGUUUUCAUGCUGUAAAGAGCUUUGAGGAGUAUGGGUGUGACACCUAACCAUCAACCCCAGGAUGACCUCUGAAACAGUGCCAAGGGUCUCUGUGAGACUGCUCUUGAUUUUUACCUUCUUGAAGUAACUAAGCAUUUGUUUGGAA
Molecule: messenger RNA, 5259 nt
Organism: Cololabis saira (Pacific saury)
Lineage: Eukaryota; Metazoa; Chordata; Actinopteri; Beloniformes; Belonidae
Gene: polrmt
Product: polymerase (RNA) mitochondrial (DNA directed)
Exons: 27
Coding region: 613-4593 (1326 amino acids)
Biological process (GO): mitochondrial transcription
Cellular component (GO): mitochondrial DNA-directed RNA polymerase complex
Molecular function (GO): DNA-directed RNA polymerase activity; mitochondrial promoter sequence-specific DNA binding; protein binding
Source: RefSeq, a predicted model, not a curated record